CACCAGCGGGGUGAUGGAGGUGUUUGAGUUGGUGGUUGCGGAGGUCUCCCCAGCGGUUUGAUGCUGUUGCUGGGUCCAGAAUAGGCCUGCAACGAGUAGCAGCAGCAGCAAGAUCAUGAGUUAUUUUUGUUUGUGCCUGUCCUUCCUGAGGAAAGCCUUGCUGACUGUUUUCCUGGUACUUUUUUACUACUGUUUCUCCAUUGGUAUUACCUUCUACAACAAGUGGGUGAUGAAGUGGUUCCAUUAUCCUCUCUUCAUGACGUUAGUUCACCUAGCAAUGAUCUUUGUAUUUUCCGGGAUAAGCCGAACACUCACUUCAUGGUGUACUGGCAAGCCAUGUGUUUGUCUGUCAUGGAAACUGUAUCUGAAGAGGGUUGCUGCCACAGCCCUGACAACUGCAUUAGACAUUGGACUGUCUAAUUGGAGCUUCAUGUUUAUCACGGUCUCAUUGUAUACAAUGACAAAAUCAACUGCUGUCUUAUUUAUUUUAUUCUUUGCAGUCAUGUUCAAGCUAGAGAAAUUGAGAUCAUGGCUCUUAGUAGUUGUCUUGUUAAUAGCUGGAGGUCUCUUCAUGUUUACAUAUAAGUCAACCCAGUUUAACGUAAAAGGAUUUAUUCUCGUACUGAUUGCAUCUUUCCUCGGCGGGAUACGAUGGACAUUGACACAGAUUCUUACCCAGAAGGCAGAUCUCGGUCUACAGAAUCCUAUUGACACCAUGUACCAUCUCCAGCCUCUGAUGUUUAUUGGUCUUUUCCCAUUGUUUGUGUUCAGUGAAGGACUCAGCCUGUCUGCUUCAGAGAAACUAUUUCGCUACCAUGAGACCUCUGCUUUAUUACAUACGUUGCUUAUUUUGGCUGGAGGAGGAUUUCUAGCAUUUGGACUCUGCUUUUCUGAAUUCCUUUUGGUUUCCAGAACAUCCAGCUUGACCCUAUCCAUCGCAGGUAUUUUUAAGGAAGUUUGCACACUGGUCCUUGCCAGCCAUCUGAUGGGUGACCAGCUGACUGUUUUAAACUGGUUGGGAUUUGUAAUGUGCCUGUCUGGAAUCUCAUUGCAUGUAGCACUUAAAGCUAUCUAUUCAGAAGAUUCAUCAAAUGACAGAAGGAUUGAUAAGCUCCACGAUAUGGCUUUGACUGACAUUGAUACGGAGUUACUCCUAAGAAAUGGACAGGCAAAUGAGAGUGAAGAAGAGGAUGUUCGACAUCAUUGACAGCUACAUUGUCUACAAUCUAUAUUGUCAACCAUCCCAGGAUUCUGCCUCUCAUGUUGUACAUUUGCUGUGCAAGGAUAUACCCCUAAAAACUUUAAACUUGGUCUUUGUGGUCCAGUCAGUGAUUGGAACAAGUUAAAUGGGCAUAAUUUGCACUGUGAGUGGACAUCCCUCUGACCAAGGUAACACUGAAAAUGUCGGAUACAUUUUAAUGUUGUUACAGUUUUCCAUUGAGGCCCCAUGUGCCCCCUAAGGCACUAAGGGUUCAGAGGACGAUGACAGUUUUCCAUCACUUUCAACUAUGGCGAAGCCCUACCUAAUGUUCAAUUAGGAAUUUGGAUCAUCAUGUUUGGGGCCUUAGAGACAAUAUUUUCAGCUGUGAAAGUACUGUGAAUUAAGAUCUAUGGACGAUGGAUGUAGCAACUUGUGGAAGAUGUGUUGCACUGAAAUCAAUUCCUCUUUUCCUCUGGUCAUUUGAAAUUAAUUAUUGAAUAAGGCAGGUAACAAUGCUGGGUUGAAGUGAAAUGUUUAUUUGAUCAGUUAUAAAGAGAAAAAGGACACUGAUUUAGACAUUAAAUUGAGGUAUAAAUAACCUUCAGUUUUAUAAUUGAAUCGUGACAUCAUGUGAGUGUAAACAAAUAAUAACUGCUUUAGUUGAAUUGACCCUUCAUUUGACUUUGCUACCUUUUCUCAAAAAUGCAUUAUUUCACAUGGAGACAAUGAAAUGUGGACUCAAAACAUAACAAAUCCAAAAGAAAAAUACCCUGUACAGGACUUGAAACUCAGUCUGGUAUGAUUAGAAACAAAUGAAGUAAGUUAUUGACAGACAAUUACAGUUGAUGUUUUAGGGUUCAAGUGAUGGUUACCUUGUACAAUGUGCAAUACUUUAAAAAUCAUUUCCCUUUUCUUGCUCCACGGUCUUGUGUAUUUUAUGUAUGACACAUGGAAAUUAUGUCUAGAGGUCACUGUGGUAUUCCACAGCACCUCAAAUAUGACCCAUUUUCCUGGGGAAAAAAAUCAGUUCUAUUUUUCUUCAUUUUGGGAAGAAGCAGUGACCUAGAGUCUGAAGAAUCUUAAUUAAUCUCCCCCACAUAUUGUCCUUCCCUAAUGAAGCAGUGAAGCAAGUACAAGGUACUUGGACUACUUUUGAAGAUCUUUUAAAUCUUGUCUUCUCAUUCUCUUGCUUUUCUCUCUGUUACUGGUUUCUUCACCAACCGGUUGAUUUUUUUUUCCCCUCUGCUUCUGAAAAGCAACGAAUUCAGUUACCACUCUUGCCCUGCUACGUGAAUCAGACCUUUAUUUGUGUCUUUGCCUUAAUUAUAAGAAUCCUCUGCCAUAAUUACAAAAAUUCUCCACUGUAAAUAAUACCAGCAGAGCCGCAGAAUUUCAUUUGUUGUUCACAAUAACUAUAUUGUAUUCCAUGGAAUUGUUCUUCAUUAAUAACCAUUGCCCAACCCCACUAAUGCCUCCGUCUUUUUUGUCGUACACGUACUGGGCAUUAUCUGCCAGUUGGAUAAUUGUGUGCUUUUAUGCACUACAGCCUAUAUUUUAUUUCUGUUUUUUCAGGCAGUCACUUGCUCUUGUUCCUCUGCUUUACUCUUUCUUUUUAACAGAGUUGGCUACCCUCUGCAAUGUAUAAAGCUUCAUGUAUUUUUCCUUGUGUAUGUGGCAAUGUGCAACAGCCCCUUGCAAUAUAUAAACAUCUACCGUUGUAGAUGAUAUGUCAUUAGUUUCACUUCUUACUUCCAUUUUUAUCUACUCUGGACAAAAUUAAUUGGGACUAUUUUUCACUUUCUAAUUAGAUCUUCCAGAUUCAAAUCCACUUUAUCUCUAGCAAGUUCCUGUAUAGAACAAAUUGAUUUAUUUCUUUCAUCACAUUUUAUGGUCGUCUUCUCAGAUUAAAGAAAUCUGUCACUCGCGCAAACAUUUUUGUAUCUUCAAACUUGUGUUUGAUUAUUCACCUUUUUUGUCUUCUAAUCACUCAAUAUACGCUGCACAAGUUUAAUUUUUUUUAAUCUGUGCAAUUUGAACUAAUGCAGCUUAUGGACUGCCAUUAAUCAACCUCAGUCCCAGAGAGCCAACAGUUUAGAUCAUAACACCAUAAGACAUGCUGUAGGAGCAGAAUUAGGCCACUCAGCCCAUCUAGUCUGCUCUGCCAUUCUAUCAUAGCUGAGUUAUGAAUCCCUCUCAACCCCAUUUUCGGCCUUCUCCCUGUAACCUUUGGCACCCUGACUAACUAAGAACCUAUUAAACUUCCACUUUAAAUGUACUCAGUGACUUAGCCUUCACAUCUGUCCAUAGCGAUUGAAUUCCACAGAUUCACCACCCUCUGGCUAAAGAAAUUUCUUCUCAUCUGUUCUGAAUGGACAUCCCUCUAUUCUGAUCCCUCUGGUCCUGGACUUACAUAUUAUAGGGGACAUCCUCUCCACAUCCACUCUCUCUGGGCCUUUUAAUAUUCAAUAGGUUUCUUCUCCUACGCCCCCCACCCCGCCCCCCAUUCUUUUAAACACUCCGUGCAUGUUAACCAUCUCAUUCCAGGAAUCAUUCUUGUGAAUCCUCUGGACCCUCUCCAAAAUAUCUCUCCUUGGAUAAAGGGCCCAAAACUGCAUACAAUACUCCGAAGUGCAGUAUUUCCAAAGCCUUUUAGAGCUUCAGCAACACAUCCUUGCUUUUGUAUUCUAGUCCUUUCAAAAUGGAUGCUAAAAUUGCAUUUGCCUUCUUUACUGCUGAGUCUGCAAGUUAACCUUUAGGAAAUCCUGCACAAAGACUCCCAAGUCCCUUUGUACCUUUGAAUUUUAUCCCUGUUUAGAAAAUAGUCUGUGCCUUUAUUCCUUCUACCAAAGUGCAUGACCAUGCACUUUCCUACACUCUACUCAAUUUGCCACUUCUCCCAAUCUCUCCAUGUCCUGCAGACUUCCUGCUUCCACCACACCACCUGGCCUUCCAGCUAUCUUUGUAUCUUCUGCCAACUUGGCCACAAAGCCAUCAAUUCCGUGAAAAGAAGCAGUCCCAGUACCAGCCCCUGUGGAGCAUCGCAAGACACCAGCAGCCAACCGGAAUAGGCUCCCUUUAUUCUGACUCUUUACAUAGCCUGCCAAUCUUCUGUCCAAGCCAGUAUCUUUCCUGUUAUACCAUGGGCUCUCUACUUGUUAAGAAGUGGAGUGACUUUUGCAUUUUUCCAGUCAUUCUGAAUCAUUCCAGAAACUAGUGAUUCUUGAAAGAUCAUUACUAAUGCCUUCACAAUCUCUUCAGCUACCUCUUUCAGAAACCUGGGGUAUAGUCUAUCUGGUUCAGGUAACUUAUCCACCUUCAAACAUUUUAGCUCCCGGGCAGCUUCUGCUUAGUUAUAGCAACUACAUUCACUACUGCCUCCAACACUAGAAUUUCUGGCAUACUACUACCAGUGUCUUCCACAGUGAAGACUCAUGCAAAAUACUUAUUAUUUCUUCAUCCCGUUUCUUCUUCUCCAACAUUAUUUUCCGGAAGUCCAAUAUCCACUCUUGCAUAUUUUACUCUUUGUAUAGUAUUUCUGGGAAAAAACAACUUUUGAUAUCCUUUGGUAUUAUAGAGUCAUAGAAAAGUACAGCAUAGAAACAGGCUCUUUGGCCCAUCGAGUCCAUGCUGAGCCAUUUAAAUUGCCUACUCCCAUUGACCCUCCAUACCCCUAUUUUCCAUGUGCCUAUCCAAACUUCUCUUGAACGUUGAAAUUGAGCUCGUGUGCUUCACUUUUGCUGGCAGCUCAUUCCACCUCUCACCACCCUCUGAGUGAAGAAGUUUCCCCUUAAAUUUCUCAUCUUUUACCUUUAACCAAUAGAUGCUCUAAAAAGCUAUCUUGUGGGCGUUCUUCAAAUUCCCUCUCUUGAGGUCCAGCACAAACGUGAUGUUCCCAAUUUGCCUCCUAUUGUAAUGCCCCAUGAUUAUCAUAACAUUGCCCUUAUUACCUGCCUUUUCAAUCUCCCAUUGUAAUUUAUAUCCCACAUCCUGGCUACUGUUUGGAGGGCUCUAUAUAAUCCCCAUCAGGGUCUUUUUUUCCUCUUGCAGUUUCUUAACUCUACCCACAUGAAUUGUAUAUCUUGUGAUCAUAUGUCAGUCACCUUUUUCUAAGGAUUUUGAUUUUUUUUAACCAGCCGAGCUACCCCACCCCUUCUGCCUUCUGCCUUCUGCCUGUCCUUUCAAUGCAAGACGGAUCCUUGGAUGUUAAGUUCUCAACUAAGAUCUUCUUUCAGCCACAACUGAGUGAUGCCCACAUCUCUUAAAUAUGCUACAUCAUCUAUCUUAUUCUGUAAAUCUGUGCAUUCAAAUAUAACACCUUUAGUCCUCACCCUUUUUGAUUUUGCCCGCAUGUUGCACAUCAACUCAUCCCACUGACUGCAAUUUUGCCCCAUCAUCUACCUGUCCUUCCUCACAGUCUCACUACACAUUGCAUUACUUGUAUACCAAUUGCCCGAUCCUCAGACCUAUCAUUCUUGUUUCCAUCCCACUGCUAAAUUAGUUUAAACCAGGGGUUCCCA
This is a messenger RNA of Mobula hypostoma (lesser devil ray), 5718 nucleotides long. RefSeq names its product solute carrier family 35 member C2 (gene slc35h1). The transcript has 9 exons. Gene Ontology annotation, molecular function: antiporter activity. The record is from RefSeq and is a predicted model, not a curated record. Gene Ontology annotation, cellular component: endoplasmic reticulum-Golgi intermediate compartment; Golgi apparatus; cis-Golgi network. Lineage: Eukaryota; Metazoa; Chordata; Chondrichthyes; Myliobatiformes; Myliobatidae. Gene Ontology annotation, biological process: UDP-glucose transmembrane transport. Bases 116 to 1207 code for a protein of 363 amino acids.